GAGGUGCCGCAGGACUGACACCCCCCCCCCCGCCGGCUCCCGGACGCCUGGGUCGGCGGCCCCUUUAAGCCGCCGCCCACCCCCCGGUGCGCAGGCGCGGCAGCCGCGGGGGGCGUCGCCCCCCCGCCCCCUUAAAGCCAUGAGCGCGGCGGGGCGCUCGCGCGCGGAGGAGGCGGCGUCGCGCGCGGACGGGUCGCGCGCGGAGCCAAACCGCGCGGCGGCGGCGGCGGACGGGGAGAUGCCGGCCACGGAGAAGGACCUGGCGGAGGACGCGCCCUGGAAGCGGAUCCAGCAGAACACCUUCACCCGCUGGUGCAACGAGCACCUCAAGUGCGUGCACAAGCGCGUGGGCAACCUGCAGACGGACCUGGGCGACGGGCUGCGCCUCAUCGCCCUGCUCGAGGUGCUCAGCCAGAAGAAGAUGGGCCGCAAGUACAACGCGCGGCCCACCUUCCGCCAGAUGCAGCUGGAGAACGUCUCCGUGGCCCUCGAGUUCCUCGAGCGCGAGAACAUCAAGCUGGUCUCCAUCGACAGCAAGGCCAUCGUGGACGGGAACCUGAAGCUGAUCCUGGGGCUGAUCUGGACGCUGAUCCUGCACUACUCCAUCUCCAUGCCCAUGUGGGACGAGGAGGACGAGGAGGAGGCCAAGCGGCAGACGCCCAAGCAGCGCCUGCUCGGCUGGAUCCAGAACCGCCUGCCCCAGCUGCCCAUCACCAACUUCAGCAAGGACUGGCAGAGCGGCCGCGCCCUGGGCGCCCUCGUCGACAGCUGCGCCCCCGGGCUGUGCCCCGACUGGGACUCGUGGGACGCCAGCAAGCCGGUGGACAACGCCCGCGAGGCCAUGCAGCAGGCCGACGAGUGGCUGGGCAUCCCCCAGGUCAUCACCCCCGAGGAGAUCGUGGACCCCAACGUGGACGAGCACUCGGUCAUGACCUACCUGUCGCAGUUCCCCAAGGCCAAGCUCAAGCCGGGCGCCCCGCUGCGCCCCAAGCUCAACCCCAAGAAGGCCCGAGCCUACGGCCCCGGCAUCGAGCCCACGGGAAACAUGGUGAAGCAGCGCGCCGAGUUCACGGUGGAGACCAUCAGCGCGGGGCAGGGCGACGUGCUGGUGUACGUGGAGGACCCGGCCGGGCACCGCGAGGAGGCUAAAGUGGUGGCCAACAACGACAAGAACCGCACGUUCUCCGUCUCCUACGUCCCCAAGGUCACCGGCGUGCACAAGGUGACGGUGCUGUUCGCGGGGCAGCACAUCGCCAAGAGCCCCUUCGAGGUGCAGGUGGGGCGGGCAGCGGGCGACAUCCCCCCAGGCCCCCCACAGAGCCCCCCCAGUUAG
Molecule: messenger RNA, 1333 nt
Organism: Dromaius novaehollandiae (emu)
Lineage: Eukaryota; Metazoa; Chordata; Aves; Casuariiformes; Dromaiidae
Product: filamin-A-like
Exons: 9
Coding region: 140-1333 (397 amino acids)
Biological process (GO): actin cytoskeleton organization
Molecular function (GO): actin filament binding
Source: RefSeq, a predicted model, not a curated record